Racocetra persica is the source of this 2130-nucleotide messenger RNA. The record is from the annotation of a GenBank genome assembly. Lineage: Eukaryota; Fungi; Glomeromycota; Glomeromycetes; Diversisporales; Gigasporaceae.
CUUGGUCAAAUGAAUCCGAAAUAUAGUUCUUAUUGUAAGGUCGAUAAAUCCUUCCUUGUUGGAGGUAAAGUAGAUACAGUACUGAAACGAAUCUCCUCAGAUGCCGAUAUUGAUGGUGAUAAUGAUACGUUGGUGGGACAGCAAGCGAACUUUACCGAACAACCUGGUCAUGAUAUGAACAGUGAUUUUCAGGGUGUCUUGUCACAUCAACACUGUAUUAUUAACACUAACGGAGACGAGGUUGAUUUUACUGAUGCUGUACCUUAUAUAAGAACAUCGGCACAUCCUAUGGAAGAUGUAACAUCUAUAGUAUUCUGGCACAAGGAAAAUGCUGUGUCUGUACAGGUUGACAUCUACGAUGUCCCAGAUAUUAAACCUUGUAAAUAUCCUAAUGGAUUGCAUCAUGACACCAUGGACAUUACAGUAGGAAGUAAUACAGAACGUAAUAGGCUGAUCCGAAUAAGCUUAUUUGGUAAAGCGGUACAUAGAUAUGAUGCAAUUAUGUUCUCUAAAAUGUGUGAACUUAUUCAGGAUUACAUUGACUUCGUUAAAAGCCAACCUCCUGAGACUAGAAAAUGCCUUACGAUUGGUAUUAAUGUUAAUGAAGCAUUUAAUACUAAUCAUGAUUUCGAUAUAACAUUAAAGAUCUAUUGGAAUAUUGAGAAUGUCUGUAUGUGGCCUAAAUGCAUUAGAAGCGAUGGUAUUUGCUAUAUCAUAUCUCAAAAAACAUUAGGAUUAGAAGAUAUAGAAAGUCAAGUAAUUAUCAAGCCUCAGGAAGAGGAUCAUAUUAGGAAAGCUAUAUAUGAUGCUGCAGUAAAUGCCUCAAUUACUCAGGGCAUACAGUAUUAUCAUCCGCAAUCCAGCAUAGCUCUUCAGAUGGCAGAACAAGCUAAAUGGGCUACAUCGAUUGGCAUCUCACUUGUGUUAGAAACGUGCGGUAAAGGGGAUGGUGUCCCUAUGAUGACUUCAAAAGCUUGGAAUGCUAUGUUUCCACCUGACAGUCUAAAGAGUAUAUCAAAAAGCCCGAUGGUCAUUGCCAGCAGUAUAGUUGGCAAUAAUAUAUUAUAUGGCAAUGAAUUAGGUAGACUAAUGGGACCUGUAGAUAUUUUGCUUUUAUACGACUAUGCGGUCGAAAGCAGAGAAUUUAAUAUCAACGAAUGGUUUUCUGGUGCCAAAAACAAGAUAGCAAUCCUAUUCAAAUACAUGACACCAUUACAGGCAACAAGUUCAUUGGGAAAUGUCAUGAGUUAUGAGAUGAUUAAAGCCAAAUGUAGAGUAGAAGAAGUAAGCAGACGCUACUCUCAGGUAAAUAAAAAAAUGGCUGUAUGGAAGGAUUUGAGAGCAAUGUUACAUUACAGAGUUGUUGAUGCUGCUUUGCUUAAGGCAGUGCCAUAUACUAUGUUGACAGUUGAUGAGAUGGAUGUCAUCGGAUUUGCUACAGUGUUACAUGACAUGGUUGAUUUUGGAUAUGAUGUAAGUGUCAAGGAAUCAAGCAAUACAUUUUUAACUAUUGCGGGUGGUAAGAUAGACAUGGAUUCUGUAAAAAAAGGAUAUAUUCGUAUGGCAAAUGGGCUACAAUAUAUCAUCGAAAGAUACAAAUACGAUGCUUGUGGGUUGACAUUCCUAGCUACUCACUUCUGGCAAAUAGCUAAUGGACGUCAUCGAAUUAUUCCAUCAAUCUAUAAUGGUGCAACUAACUAUCAGCAUAAGUAUUUGGAACUGAAAAGUACAUUGCUUGAUGUAUUGCAAGAUGAUAAUAAUAUUACUAAGAAAGAUAGUAUCAGUGCAUUGGAAGCCGCAGAAAACCUUAGGGUUGCUGCUUUGUCAUUAGGAUAUGAUGCUAUAGCAAUUGCCAAACUUAUAACCAUAGAUAUUGCUGGUAGUUACGCUAGCGAUAUUGAAAUAUCUCCCCAAACUAUCAAUGUGAUCGAACGUAAAAUGUGUGAAUUAUCAGUAUCUCUUGCAAUAGGAUGUGACCCCGACGGCGAGAUGACCCCCUUUCUAUGGAUGAUAUGCGAGUAUAUGUGGUUGAAAACAGGCAUGAUGUUAUCUUGUUUGCUUGGCACAGUAAAGAUUAUGCAUAACAGAAGACAAUCAGAUGAUAGAGGCGGAUUAAAAUACAAUUGGUAA